Seminavis robusta is the source of this 1005-nucleotide messenger RNA. The record is from the annotation of a GenBank genome assembly. NCBI's taxonomy places the organism in Eukaryota, Bacillariophyta, Bacillariophyceae, Naviculales, Naviculaceae.
AUGAUGGACCAGCACAGAGCCACGGCAAGCAAUGACGACAAUCAUGAAAUAAUCUCACCUUCCACAAUAGACAAACAACAAAGCCGACUCUGGUUAGCACCUCUGUGGACUGUGAUUGCCAGCAUUCUCGGUGUGGCUCCACCCACACGGUCUCUCAUCCAAUCCACUUUUGGGACCAUUCCACUCCUCCAAUCCGCUCUGGCGCUUCUCAUGCUAUCCAUGGGUUUGACCAUUACUCCUCAAGACCUAACGGCAGCGACACGACAAUCCAACAUUGUCUUGCUCAAUAUGGUCGCGUGUUUUGGAAUGAUGCCCUUGUUGGCCGCCCUGUUGGCCAAAACAUUUCAGUUGACUCCGCCACAUGCCAUUGGAACCAUUUUGCUGGGAUGCGUCAGCGGAGGACAAGCAUCCAAUCUGUUUGCGCUCUUGGCCGGAGGGGAUGUCGCGCUCUCGGUAGUUUGCACCUUUAGCACCACCUUGGUGGGAGUGCUGGCGACGCCUCUUUGGAUUCAAUGUCUCUUGAAAACGACAGUCCCCAUUCACGCCACGGCCAUGUUGCGGUCCAUUGCCUCGUUGGUCUUGAUUCCGCUGACAAGUGGGUUGCUCCUGGGUUACUUUCUUUCGCCCAAACUCCUGCAUCCCAUUCGAAGACAAUGUCCCAACGUGGGAUUGGCAGCCACCAUGGUGCUGGUAGCGGGAGGUGCCUCCAAUGCAUCAUCGCUAGCGACAACGAUCGGUUAUUCCGCCGUGGCCAUGUCCUGUCUCCUCCCCGUGCUGGGAGGUGCCGUGACAUUGGGAAUGGCGCGUCUGUUGCGACUAUCGAACGAAGCAUCCGUGCGAACCUUGGUCAUUGAAGUGUUCUCGAAAUCUCCCACGUUGGCUCAUGUACUGGCGUUGCGACAUUUCGGAGGAGCGGCGGCGGCCAUUCCAGCCGUCGCCAUGGUCUCGUUGGCACUUUUGGGGGCUCUGGUGGCAGCCGUUUGGCAAUCUGUGGAUCCGCAAUGA